Molecule: messenger RNA, 848 nt
Organism: Homalodisca vitripennis (glassy-winged sharpshooter)
Lineage: Eukaryota; Metazoa; Arthropoda; Insecta; Hemiptera; Cicadellidae
Product: cytochrome P450 6j1-like
Molecular function (GO): oxidoreductase activity, acting on paired donors, with incorporation or reduction of molecular oxygen; heme binding; monooxygenase activity
Source: RefSeq, a predicted model, not a curated record
AGUUGUAAUCAAUUGAAGACCAUUCAACACCUCUAUUCAUCACAGUUGUUCUGUUUGUGUCUCAUAAAAUGUUACGUUGUAAUCAGUAAGGAUAAUAAGGACCUUUAGUUAUAGUUACUUUCCAAAAGUUGCUUGUUUGAAAAUGUUCAUAAGUGAAUCAAUUUUGGUAGAUACUUUGCUAGGAAUAGCAACCUUGCUUGGAUUGUUAUAUUUUUACUUGACAUCAACCUUUAACUAUUGGAAGAAAAAAGGUGUUCCUUAUGUCAAGCCAACAAUCAUCUUCGGAAACCUAAAAGAACAGUUUUUCCUUCAAAGACACUUGUUUUACGUUAUUCAAGAUAUAUAUAACAAUUUUAAUGGAGCAAGAUUUGGUGGUUACUUUGAAUCAAGAACACCUGUAUUAAUGAUCUGUGACCCAGCUUUAGUAGAAAGAAUUCUUAUUAAAGAUUUUUUAUACUUCCAAAACAGAGAUUUUGCAGUUGACGUAAAACAAGAUCCACUCUCUGAAACUCUUUUUGGUUUGAAAGGGCGCACUUGGAGGAAUCUAAGAAAUAAAUUAACACCAACUUUCACGACUGGGAAACUGAGGGGCAUGGUUGAGCAAAUAUGCAACAGUGGAGAUGAUCUCAUGAAUGAAAUAGAGAAAUCCACAGAACAAAAAAAACCUGUUGAUGCCAAAAAGUUGGGUAUUGGCUUCACCAUUGACGUUAUUGCCAGUUGUGCAUUUGGCUUACAGUUCAAGCUUGACCACACCUGAAGGAAAACAGUUUCGUAAAAUGAUGGAUUCCAUUUCUAACCCUUCAACAUUACAAACAUUUAGAUUAAUAUUUGUAUUCUUUUUCAAACGU